Messenger RNA from Ananas comosus (pineapple), 622 nucleotides. Its product is annotated as protein NEGATIVE REGULATOR OF RESISTANCE-like. Gene Ontology annotation, biological process: regulation of systemic acquired resistance. The record is from RefSeq and is a predicted model, not a curated record. The transcript has a single exon. Bases 35 to 385 code for a protein of 116 amino acids. Lineage: Eukaryota; Viridiplantae; Streptophyta; Magnoliopsida; Poales; Bromeliaceae.
AACGCGACCCGCCGCUCCGUUGGAACGCCGUUAGAUGGAGUCGGCGAAGCGGAAGAGGGGGGAGGACGGCGCCGUCAGCGGUCGCCGUGAAGUGACGGACGCGGAGGUCGAGGAGUUCUACGCGAUCCUCGGCCGCAUCCGCGACGCUUCGAGGCGUCUCCCGACGGCGCCGUCGCCUGACGCCGUCAGGUCGGGCGCCGUCGGCGGCGGGGCGCGGUGGAGCCCGGCGUUCGCGUGGGAGGACUUCGCCGUUAGGGACGACGCGACGUCGCCGCUAAAGAUAACGGCGGCGGCGGCGGCUUCGGGGGCCGGGGAGAGCGCGGAGCCGCGGAGAAUCGACCUCAACGCCGAUCCGGAGCCCGAGGUGGGGACCCCGUCCCAGUGAGGUUACCGCUCCGGUGAGGUUACCGCAUGAGAGCGUAAUAAAUGCCCGCGCAGUAGGGCGGUGAGAUUAAGCGACGAGCGAGAGGGGCGGUGAUCGGACCGCGGGUAGAUUUUUUUUUUUUUUUUGCCCUUUUAACCGACAGGAAAAACAAAUGCGGGAUCUGAUAUUGUGAAUAUAUGUAUGCAAGGAAAUUUCUAUUUUUAUUAAUAUUUUUAUUGAGACCUCUUUAAUUUUUUA